Capsicum annuum is the source of this 838-nucleotide messenger RNA. Its product is annotated as organelle RRM domain-containing protein 2, mitochondrial. The record is from RefSeq and is a predicted model, not a curated record. Gene Ontology annotation, molecular function: RNA binding. Lineage: Eukaryota; Viridiplantae; Streptophyta; Magnoliopsida; Solanales; Solanaceae. The coding region runs from base 116 to 532 and encodes 138 amino acids. The transcript is spliced from 3 exons.
AAAUACUUUUUUCUCAUAAAACCCUAAACCCUUAGCAAAAGGAACUUACUUGGUCCCAAUAAAAUCCACAGAAAUACAAUAAAUUCAAACAAAUCCUUCCCUUGUUAGUAUUAAGAUGGCAUUAUUUCGUCGCAUUUUCAGUGGAUCUUCAACGAUUGUUCAAGCACAAUAUUCUUCAAUUCGGUUGAAUUCAACCCUCACAAGUCCUAAACUUUUUGUCAGCGGGCUUUCAAGAUACACUAGUGAUGAAAACCUUAAAAAAGCAUUUGAACAAUUUGGAAAUCUUACUGAAGCAAAAGUAAUUACUGAUAGAGCAACUGGGAGAUCAAAGGGGUUCGGAUUUGUUUCUUAUGAAACAAUAGAAGAAGCAGAGAAGGCUCGCGAAGGAAUGAACGCGAAGUUCUUGGAUGGCUGGGUAAUUUUUGUUGACCCUGCGAAGCCAAGUAUGCCUAGACCUCCACCACCACCUCCACAAGAUCCAAUGAACUUUGGGAUUACAACAAAUAAGACUGUUGGUUGGACUGGCCGAUGAUGACGAGGGACUCUCGUUCAUCUUAGUGAUUAUUCAAAUUGCAAUAUAUGGCAUCGAUUGGCCAAUGACCAGGAUAGUGCAUGUUUAAUGAAAUAUUGAUUGCAAAAUAACAUUUUUGUCGAAGGAUAUUGUACUUGAGCUAAAAUAUAUUCUAGUUCACUUUUAAAGAUAUACUAUGUGACAAAUUAUUAUUUCGAUAAAAGAUUUGAUAAUUGGUGGGACAAUUUGUGUUCAUCUUGAUAAUUUUAUUGAUGAUUAUUCACAGUGUACUUAGUUUCUUAAUGGAAGAGUGUUAUUAUUUAUUUA